Cladocopium goreaui is the source of this 805-nucleotide messenger RNA. The record is from the annotation of a GenBank genome assembly. Lineage: Eukaryota; Dinophyceae; Suessiales; Symbiodiniaceae.
GGGCUCAUCUCGGCCGAGCAAUCUGCCGAGACGACCGCACACCAUGCAGUCGCAGACGCGGAAUCUAGGUGACACAGGAACCUCCCUGUCCAGGUCUUCCAACAUGGGAUCGACCCUGGGGCGCUCCUCUGAGGGGCCCGCGUCGCCGUUGAGAUCGGCCGCCACGAAACGAUUCUCUAAGGAGUUGCUCCUGGGCACCGAAAGGGUGACGUUGGUGGCGAUGAGAGGCCGGCGCUGGUGGUUUGUUCAAGAGCAGGAUGACGCAACUGUUGACCAUGGACGGUUCUGCGAUGGCAAAGCAGCUGAAAAAGACGAAAAGCUUGCUUCCAAAGCUUCCAAUGCCAAGAGCUUGGAAGCUCGCAGCAUGGCCAUUGAUGCAAAAUGCUCACCUGAGGUGCGCCGCGCCUUUCGUGCUCUGCCAGUGGAGCGCUGUGGCUGCGCCACCAUUCAGGCUGUUUGGUCCGCCUGCGACACUUUUUGGGAGUUUGACACCGCCCAUAGCGGAGCUAUCACCAGAGAGGGGUACAUCAACCUGAUGCGAGAGUGUGCCACAGUCAAUACGUUGCGCAUGCUUCGCAGGGCCAGGUUGGAGUUCCGCUUCCGGCGUAGUGCUGCCCCGGUGUUGCUGGAGGACUUCCUGCUGAUGAUCUGGCCCAAGGCGACCAGCGAGGACCGCGCGCGCAUGAUGCGCUGGGCCGAGCUCCGAGAGGCGCCAUGGACGUGCAAAGCAUGGCGGAAGUUGAAAGGAAUCAGGACAUCCAAGCACCAAAUUUUGGGUUACAUGGACACACACACACACACAUAA